Molecule: messenger RNA, 384 nt
Organism: Gongylonema pulchrum
Lineage: Eukaryota; Metazoa; Nematoda; Chromadorea; Rhabditida; Gongylonematidae
Source: the annotation of a GenBank genome assembly
AUGGAUGAAAGUGAUGAAGCAUCACCAUCCGGAGACCCCGCAAAGGAUGCACAUUCGUCUGAUGGUGCUGGUUCCUCGCGAGAAGCGCAGUACAAAAAUAAAGGCAUCACUGUUUUGGGAUUUUCCGGACUAACAGUGGGUGCUCUUCGAAAGCGGCGAGAAGAGACAAGCAUUGAAAUAAGGAAGCAGAAUCGGGACCGCGAGCUGAACAAAAGACGACAGAUCGAUUUCGAUGCUGACGAGGAAGCCGAAUCUGAUCAGGGACUAUCGGCCCCAGCAGGGCAAUCUUUACGUUGGCAGUCCUACCAAAAAGCAAACGAAUGCCAGGAUCGUCAACAAGCUGACCACCAGCAAUCAGCACUGAAAAAAUUAUCAGCUGCGUAG